CCCAGUUUGUUGCGCGCUCAGGAAGUGCGCGAAUACACUUUCCUUCAAACUAUACAAGGCUAGCCAAUGCUAGAUAAUAUUUUAAUUGUUCAUUUAAUUCAUCUCAAAUUGUGCUUCGGCAGUACUAUAUGACAGUACAGAUACCUACACAUCUCGUCUCAAAAUGUUUGCGGGGUUACCUGAGCUUGGAAUCUCCAACGGCGAAGAUCUUAAGGAAACUCUGACGAACUGCACAGAACCUCUGAAAGCCAUUGACCAGUUUCAGAUGGAGAAUGGCAUUUUGCUGCCCACCUUGCAGUCUGCAUUGCCAUUCCUGGAUCUUCAUGGUACACCUCGACUGGAGUUCCACCAGUCUGUAUUUGAUGAGCUUCGAGAAAAGCUGAUGGAGCGAGUUGCUUUUAUAGCAGAAGGCAAGGAGGAGGACAGAUACAGUAAGUUGGAGGAACUUCUUGAGAAGAGCUUUCCACUGGUUAAAAUGCCCUCCAUACAGCCUGUCGUCAUGCAAGUUAUGAAACACCUACCAAAGGUUCCUGAAAAGAAACUGAAGCAGGUGAUGGCUGAUAAGGACCUGUACAAGGUCUGCGCAGUGGAGGUGAAGAGGCAGAUCUGGCAGGACAACCAGGCGCUGUUUGGUGACGAGGUCUCUCCGUUGCUCAAACAGUACAUUGUGGAGAAAGAGGCGGCCCUUUUCAGCAGUGACCUCUCCAUCCUGCACAACUUCUUCAGUGCUUCACCAAAGACCCGCAGGCAGGGGGAGGUGGUGCAGAAGCUCACCCAGAUGAUCGGAAAGAACGUGAAGCUGUAUGACAUGGUGCUGCAGUUCCUUCGCACACUGUUCCUGCGCACACGUAAUGUACACUACUGCACCCUGCGCGCUGAACUCCUUAUGUCCCUCCACGACCUAGAUGUCAGUGAGAUCUGCUCCGUUGACCCCUGCCACAAGUUCACCUGGUGCUUGGAUGCCUGCAUCAGGGAAAAGUUUGUGGAUGCCAAGCGGGCUCGUGAGCUGCAGGGCUUCUUGGACGGUGUGAAGAAAGGGCAGGAACAAGUGCUGGGGGACCUCUCUAUGAUCCUGUGCGAUCCUUUUGCCAGUAACACCUUGGUACUGAGCACAGUGAGGAACUUGCAGGAGCUUCUCAGCCAAGAUGCCUUACCCAGAGACAGCCCAGACCUGCUUCUGCUACUGAGGAUGCUCUCGCUCGGCCAGGGAGCCUGGGACAUGAUCGACAGCCAGGUUUUCAAAGAGCCACGUCUGGAGUUGGAAGUUGUGACACGUUUCCUGCCUGCUAUGAUGUCAAUAGUGGUGGAUGACUAUACGUUCACUGUGGAGCAGAAACUACCUAGUGAAGAGAAGAGCUCGCUCACUUACCCUAUCGCUCUGCCUGAGACUUUUACCAGAUAUCUGCAGGACAACAGAGUAGCCUGUGAGAUGGGCCUUUAUUAUGUGCUUCACAUUGCUAAGCAGAGGAAUAACAAUGCUCUGCAGAGGUUGCUACCUGCUCUGGUGGAAACCUAUAAUGAUGUGGCAUUUGGAGACAUUUUCUUGCAUCUCCUCACUGGCCACCUGACCCUUCUCUCUGAUGAUUUUGGCUCAGAGGAUUUCUGCCAUGCGGUUUUUGACAAUUUUCUCCUCACCUCUUACUCAAGUAAGGAGAACGUGCACAGGCACACGCUACGACUGUUGAACCAUCUUCACCAGAAGGUUCACCCGUCCUCUAUGGGGAUCCUGAUCAAAACCCUUGAACCGCCCAAACAGAGCAGCGAUCCAGUUAAGGAGCUGUACAUGCAACUGGCAGAGAAACUGGAAGCUCUCAAGCGCAGUCCUCCGGAGCCUGAGGAGGCUCCUGCCUUGGACCUGGGCCUCCAUCCGGUCACGGUGCCCGCCUCGGCAUCCGCCCCCACCACGCCCCUCUGAGUCAGGCUACAGCAGGGCUCCACUAGGGCCUCUUCCUGCUUCAAAAUGGUUACUUUGAGAACCUUUUUGGUGUGAAUGGAUAUUUUAUUAACCUGUGUGUUGUCAAUUCAAAAGGAUACAUACCUAUUCUUGUACAGCACUGUUAUUGUGACUGACUGUGUAUGGUAUAGACACAUUUGCACUGUGCUUGUAGCCAGCCUAGAUGUAAAUAAAAUUCCUUAGUGUUUCAAA
Messenger RNA from Electrophorus electricus (electric eel), 2146 nucleotides. It is a transcript of the gene nelfb, whose product is annotated as negative elongation factor complex member B. Gene Ontology annotation, cellular component: nucleus; NELF complex. The record is from RefSeq and is a predicted model, not a curated record. Lineage: Eukaryota; Metazoa; Chordata; Actinopteri; Gymnotiformes; Gymnotidae. Gene Ontology annotation, biological process: negative regulation of transcription elongation by RNA polymerase II.